This is a messenger RNA of Syngnathoides biaculeatus (alligator pipefish), 4028 nucleotides long. It is a transcript of the gene cdadc1, whose product is annotated as cytidine and dCMP deaminase domain containing 1. Lineage: Eukaryota; Metazoa; Chordata; Actinopteri; Syngnathiformes; Syngnathidae. The coding region runs from base 386 to 1753 and encodes 455 amino acids. Gene Ontology annotation, cellular component: cytoplasm. Gene Ontology annotation, molecular function: zinc ion binding; dCMP deaminase activity. The record is from RefSeq and is a predicted model, not a curated record. The transcript is spliced from 13 exons. Gene Ontology annotation, biological process: dTMP biosynthetic process; dUMP biosynthetic process.
CCUUCGUAGCGACAUCUGAAAAUAAAGUAGUUCAUGUAAUAGGUUUUUUUUUUCAUGGUCGUCUACACGCCCAUGCGAUGACGUCAUUGACUUGCGGAAGUAAACCGGGGAUCAUAAACGCAUUGCUGUUCUUCUACAAACGCAGAAAGACCAAAGACGGUUACAAGGGGCCCAGUUGAUUCAUUUUCCAAAGCCUAAAACACAGUUGAGGAAGUGUCUACAAUGGAUUAAGGCUCGCAGAAGUGGACAUGUGGACAAUAUCAACAAACACAAGGCUGUGUGUUCGAAGAACCCUGCAGUGGAACGUUCAACGUGUCUGUCCGAGGCCCAGCUCAUCACGAUAGGUCCUCUGUAGCCAACUUCUGCUACACGACACGCUAAUUGAAUGGAAGAAAGCAGGAGAGAGACCAGACCCCUCACACCAGACUUCGGCAGCCAGAACAUCAGUGUAGUGAAAGGUCAUGGCCCCAGGUUGUCAAAGAUCAACCUGAUUAGCUUGUUGAGUUUGUGGCUGGAGCUGUUCCCUCAGGAGGAACCUGAACAAGACGAUAAUCAGAUCCACAGCGUGGGUCUUGUGGUUUUGCGGAACAAUAAGGUGGUGGGACUCCACUAUAGUGGACAUGAGCUCCACGCUGGCCAAGCAGCCAUCAUCCAACAUGCCGGACGCUUGACCGACUGUCACCUGUAUUUCUCUCGGCGACCAUGCGCCACCUGCCUGAAGAUGAUCAUCAAUGCUGGAGUGAGUCAGAUCUCGUUUUGGCCCGGAGACCCUGAGUUCAGCAUGCUUAGGCCUAACCCUCACACUCAUACGGGCCGCAUCACCGAGGAGGCUGCACUGGAUGCUGUCGCUACGGAGAAGCUGAAGUCCAACAGUAGCUCGCACAUCUGCUUGCUGCUGCAGCCUGUGGUUGCAGAUAUGGUGCAGUUUGUGGGUGAGACGUCCAGAGAGUGUGAUUUCAUGGUGAUGGCGACUGAUGACAACCCCGGCCUGAAUACAGAGGAACUCUUCUGGAGAGAACAAGAGAAAUACCUCGAAGAUUUCUCCAAACGGUUCCUAAUUGAGGACUGCCGUCAGCACCGAGAGAUUUUGACCCAGAUGCAUCUGGAGAAUUUCUGCAUGGAGCCCUACUUUUCCAACCUCAGACACAAUAUGAGGGAGAUUGUGAAAGUUUUGGCUUCUGUAGCAGCCGGCGUUCCACAGCGACACUAUGGAUUUCACCAGGAAACUGGCUCAUCGGUGCCCCCUUAUCACAAGGGCGUGUCCCAAGAAAUCGCCCGUCAUUGCAUCAUCCAAGCCAGGCUACUUGCCUACAGAACAGAGGACCCUAAAGUGGGUGUUGGUGCCGUUAUCUGGGCCAGCAAACAGUUGACUAGCCUUAAUGGACCGGCUCAUCUGUCACUGGUGGGUUGUGGGUACAACGCUUACCCAGCAGGCUCACAGUAUGGAGAGUACCCGCUCAUGGACGCCAAACAGGAAGACCGAAAGCGACGCAAGUACCCAUACAUUGUCCACGCCGAGCAGAAUGCCCUCACUUUCAGGACUCGCGAUAUCAACUCAGAGGAAGCCGCCAUGCUGUUUGUGACCAAAUGUCCAUGUGACGAGUGUGUCCCGUUGAUUAGAGGUGCUGGCAUCACGCACAUUUACACCACCGACCAUGACCGGGACAAGAAUAAAGGAGACAUUUCCUAUCUCCGGUUCAGCAACUUGAAGGGAAUCCAAAAGUUCAUAUGGCAAAGGGACCCUGCAUCAUAAUUAUCUUACAACAUUACAAACGGUUACACCGGCAAGCGCAGCAGCACAGAAGCGCAGAAAAAUCCCAGUAUCAAGAAGCCUCGUGACAGCAGAAAUACUCGUAACUUGCCCCCCGUGAGCUGAGUAUCACCCCCGAAUCAGCGGCACCUUGAAACUGAACUGGGAAUCUAUUUGCAUCCGUUUUCAUCACCAUUCUCACACGAGAACUAAGAUGACCACGUCGACCUAAUCAUUAAGAACUUUUAAAGACAAGAAUUAUAUUGAAGAUAUAAACCCAGAUGUUGGCGGUAUUAAGUGGUUGGAUUAUUUCACGUCAAUAUAUUUUAUGGCAAACAUUAUCCGAUUGUAAUGGGUUGGGGUUUUUUUAGAUACAAUUUGUCUGUUUUAUUUGUAAUAACAUACAUACAUAAAUGCUAAAACAGUACUGUUGGAUGGAACUCGAUUGCACAGCUUUUUGAAUCCAGUGAAAGAUUUCCCAAUUAAUUUUUAUUUGGCUUAUGAUGCUUUAAUCUUGACAUUUUUGUCUCCAUUGAUUUACUUUUUUGAUGACAUUUGAGAAUUGCAUACACUACAAUAAACGUAGAACUACAACAAAUUUACCUUAAAACAUGCGAGCGAGCUUGCAGAGUUGUGUGUGUGUGUGGGAGGGAGAAAAAAUUGAAACAAAGAUGUAUAAAAUAAAAGACUCACAAAAUGUAUUGCAGACUUUGCAAUAAUUCUUUGGUUUUACAGCUUUAUGGUUCAUGCCAUUAAAUAUGUGUGAGAAAUUGUUCUUUAUAUCUGUAAAGAUUUUGAGCGGUAUAAAUAACACUAACUUGAAUAUUACAGUAAUUCCAUAAGCCCAUUGAAGGGUGCAGGGUGGAUGGCAUCAAAUGUGACAGAAAAGUGAGGCAAGAAUACUAUAGAGGUUAAGAAUUUCAGUACAAAUAUGAAGCCAUUCAUUUUGCUAAAAUAAUUUUCUCAACAAUUGUUCAUUGUCAAACCAGCAUUGUAAAAAGAUUGACUUAUUUAUAUGCUAUUCUACUCUAUAUGAAGAAGCUAUGAGGAGUAAUUUUCCAUCCACUUUCUGAGCCGCUUACCCUCACGAGGGUCGCAAGAGUGCUAGAGCCUAUCCCACUUGCCAUCGGGUAGGAGGCAGGGUACACUGGGAAUUGGUUGCCAGGGAAUUGCAGGGAACAAGGAGACAGACAACUGUUGCACUCACAAUCACACCUGGGGGCAAUUCAGAGUCUCCAAUUAAUGUUCCAUGUUUUAGGGAUGUAGGAGGAAACUGGAGUGGCCACACAGGCCACCGGGAGAACAUGCAAACCGUACACGGGGUGGGGUGGGAUUUGAACCCCAGUCCUCAGAACUGUGAGGCCAACUGGGCCAAGUUGUCCUCGCAGUUAACGCUCUUCUCCCAUUGCACAGCUGAGCUGGGUGCCCGGAACAAUAAAGGCACUCUUCCUGGGUCGCCAUCAUGCUUUUUUUUUUUCUCCUUUUCUCACCCUCCACCUGUGCAGUCCAGCCCACUCACAUGCCAGUUACAAUCCAGAUGCACACACAGAGCUUGUCACAAUAGCCGUAAUGUUCGUAAUAAUCACAAGCAAAGUGGGCAGGUAGCUCUUCCUUCCGAGGCUGCAGUAUAUGAAUGAGGCCACAAUUUCUGCUUAGCUUCGCAAACCGGCUGAGGAAGGUCUUCAGCAAAACUAGUUUAAAACUCAGGAAUGUGUUUAUUGUCACCGACUUCCACACUGCAUUCCCUGUAGGAUCAGGGUGAGGGGUAUGAUGUUGGCUCAUGAAUUAGUUUUUGUUGGACUGCACUGCCUUUAUCUUCCCCAUGCAGUGUGACAUCAGUGGCCUCUAGAAUCUUGUCCUUUCCGCCAUUUUUGUCUCUUCAGCAUUAAGAUAGUAUCUUAAUCUUAGUUAGAUUUUUAUUCUCCACUUUGCACUUCAUUACACACAAAUUUCUCUCUACCUCCUAUUGCCAGUGUCCUCAAGCUUGUUCAUGGUUUCAGAAUGCUCACUUAUAAGUUUGGAGAAUGGUACUGAUAACGGUAUCUUGAGAUGUGGGCUCAUUCUUUUUAAGAGACUUUUUGGCCGCUGGAGAUUUAGCAUAAGUAACCAACUGGUAGUGCAGCAGUCUUCUUCAUAGAUUGGUAUCACUUUUUCCUGCAACAACAUGCUACCACUAUAGUCAUGACAUGAAGCACUUAUUAUAGGGUUUAUGGCAAAACAUUUUUUAUUGUUUUGCAAUCUCUUUUUUUGACACCAUUUGAGCUGUUUCCGUCUUGCU